AUGGCUCCCUUAGCCGAGGUCGGGGGCUUCCUGGGCGGCCUGGAGGGCUUGGGCCAGCAGGUGGGCUCGCACUUCCUGCUGCCUCCUGCCGGGGAGCGGCCGCCUCUGCUGGGCGAGCGCCGGGGCGCGGCGGAGCUGGGCGCCCGCGGCGGGCCCGGGGCUGCGGAGCUGGCGCACCUGCACGGCAUCCUGCGCCGCCGGCAGCUCUACUGCCGCACCGGCUUCCACCUGCAGAUCCUGCCCGACGGCAGCGUGCAGGGCACCAGGCAGGACCACAGCCUCUUCGGUAUCCUGGAAUUCAUCAGUGUGGCAGUGGGACUGGUCAGUAUUAGAGGUGUGGACAGUGGUCUUUACCUUGGAAUGAAUGACAAAGGAGAACUCUAUGGAUCAGAGAAACUGACUUCUGAAUGCAUCUUUAGGGAGCAAUUUGAAGAGAACUGGUAUAAUACCUAUUCAUCCAACAUAUAUAAACAUGGAGACACUGGCCGUAGGUAUUUUGUGGCACUUAACAAAGACGGAACUCCAAGAGAUGGUGCCAGAUCCAAAAGACACCAGAAAUUUACACAUUUCCUGCCUAGACCAGUGGAUCCAGAAAGAGUUCCUGAACUGUACAAGGACCUACUAAUGUACAGUUGAAGAGUGAUAGUGUCUUUACUGAAGAACCAAACUACAACUAUUCUUUCUUAUUACAGUUCUCAUCAUAAAAUAAUAACCCAGGAAGACAUUCAGAAUGUUAUGGAGUCUAUUUCCCACUGGGAGACUGAAUUUGGAAAGAACAUUGAGAACAAACAAACAAAAAGUAUCUUGACUUGAAGUAGAUCAAGAUCUUUCUUUACAAGUGGAUUACGUUCCCUCGGGUACACUGGCUCUGUCCUCACUUGUAGAUUGAAGCUGAAAAUCUGUUAAACUGUGGGUAAUGGGAACCCCACCUAGUUUGCUGCUGGUGCCUCACC
Messenger RNA from Balaenoptera acutorostrata (minke whale), 953 nucleotides. RefSeq names its product fibroblast growth factor 20 (gene FGF20). The coding region runs from base 1 to 636 and encodes 211 amino acids. Gene Ontology annotation, cellular component: cytoplasm. The record is from RefSeq and is a predicted model, not a curated record. Gene Ontology annotation, molecular function: fibroblast growth factor receptor binding; growth factor activity. NCBI's taxonomy places the organism in Eukaryota, Metazoa, Chordata, Mammalia, Artiodactyla, Balaenopteridae. Gene Ontology annotation, biological process: positive regulation of gene expression; animal organ morphogenesis; regulation of cell migration. The transcript is spliced from 3 exons.